Messenger RNA from Pomacea canaliculata, 2547 nucleotides. Its product is annotated as UV excision repair protein RAD23 homolog B-like. Gene Ontology annotation, cellular component: nucleoplasm; cytosol. Lineage: Eukaryota; Metazoa; Mollusca; Gastropoda; Architaenioglossa; Ampullariidae. The transcript is spliced from 9 exons. Bases 124 to 1326 code for a protein of 400 amino acids. Gene Ontology annotation, molecular function: damaged DNA binding; polyubiquitin modification-dependent protein binding; proteasome binding. Gene Ontology annotation, biological process: nucleotide-excision repair; proteasome-mediated ubiquitin-dependent protein catabolic process. The record is from RefSeq and is a predicted model, not a curated record.
UGCUGCUUGACGUCAAUCUAAUGGCGUCGGUCUAACAGUGCAGUCAUCAUAAGGCUUGUCAAAAAGUCAUUAUAUUGUAAUUUUCUUUACGUGUCUGUGGCUGUGUAUAUUGAAGACAUCAAAAUGAUUAUUACACUUAAAACUCUUCAACAGCAAACCUUUAAGGUUGAAAUUGAUUGUGACAGCACGAUCAAGCAGCUGAAAGAAAAAGUAGAGGCUGAAAAAGGCAAAGAUUACCCUGCUGGUGGUCAAAAGCUUAUCUAUGCUGGAAAAAUUCUUGAUGAUGAAAAGAAGAUUGAUGAGUAUAAGAUUGAAGAAAAAAAUUUUGUAGUUGUAAUGGUAACAAAGCCAAAAGCAAUGACGGUGUCAAAGCCUGCAGAAACUGCUACUGUGCCAUCAGCAACUGUGGAAACAUCUGCUGCUGCCGCCGCUGCCGCUGCUGCACCAGUCUCUGUACCUCAGGCAGCUGCACCUCCCCCUGCACCUGCAGCAGCACCACCUGUCGCAAGGCAAUUUGAAGCUGAGACCAGACUGGAUAGUGUGCCAGUCACUGAAGGCAUUGUUGCCCCAGCCACAGACACAACAGCUAGUGGUGCUACAGGUACAGCAGUACAAUCAGCAGAAAGUACGCUGGUUACUGGACAAGCCUAUGAAAACAUGGUAACAGAGAUGAUGUGCAUGGGAUUUGAGAGGGAACAGGUUGUGCGGGCACUACGUGCCAGCUUCAACAACCCAGACAGAGCUGUGGAAUAUUUGCUUGGGGGCAUUCCUGAAGUUCCACUUCAAGAGGAAGCUCCUCAAGCCCCUGCUGCAAGCAGUGCUCCGGGAUCUGGAACUGUAAGUGGUCAGACAACAGGAACUGCUUCCGCAAGCUCACCAGUCCCAGCUAAUCCGACACCAGGAGAGGAUCCACUUGCAUUUCUGCGCUCACAGCCACAGUUUCAGCGCAUGCGAAAUGCAAUAAGGGAAAAUCCUGGUCUUCUUCCUGCACUUCUGCAGCAGAUUGGGCAAUCCAACCCACCUUUGCUAUCGCUUAUCAGUCAGAACCAGGAGCGCUUUGUUCAGAUGUUGAAUGAAACUGACAGCUCGCAAGAAGAAGAAGGUGUACAAGCACAGGGGGCUGGUGGUGGCAGUGGCACACCUCUUGGAGGUUCUGGCUACAUUCAUGUUACGCCCCAAGAAAAGGAAGCUAUUGAUAGGUUAAAAGCUCUUGGAUUUCCAGAGGGUAUGUGCAUCCAAGCGUACUUUGCAUGUGAGAAAAAUGAAGAUUUAGCAGCCAACUUCCUGUUGUCACAAGGUUUUGAUGACGAUGAUGAACAGAGUUGAUUAUGUGACAGGAAAGACUGAUAUUUCAAGGAUGUUUGUGCUAGAAAUAUGAGCAGAACAUGCUGUGUUAAACUGAGUGUAAUGUAUAAAAUAAACUAUUUGAUUGGCUGAAAUACUUUGAUUUUCUUUGCUAGAAGAAGCAGAGAAAUAGUUAUAAAAUAGUAUGGGUACUAUCAUGAGUUGCAACAAAUGCUAUUCUUCCAAACUUUGGUGUUGCAAUGUUUUUGAAUUGUUGUGGGCAAAGGAUAGUGGAAUGCAUAAGAUCCUUCCUCCCCCCCUCCUCCCUUUUUUCAAAUUUAAUCAUCACAUUUCUGCAAGACUUAGAUUUUUGUUUUCAUCUGUUAACAUUUGCUAGUGUAUGUUCAUAAAUGGAAUGAUUUGUGCAUUUCUAUUUUGGCACAGAGGUCCCAGGAAUUCCUUGCUGAUUGCAAAUUAUUGAUUGGCUGAAGAUAUCAGUGUCCCCUUAUUUGUUUAUGGUUGUCUCAUUUUUUAAAUUCUUUCCUGUUAGAACUAUUAGAUAAUGACUUUUAAAAAGCAUAUGAAUGCUUUGGUCUGCUUUACACAUUAGAGACAAUUUUGUAAUCUUACCAUCUAAACAGUCACAUUUAAAGUUGAUUACUCUAUCACCUACCUUUUAUUGGACACUCUAGUUAUCCCCAACCCCACCCCACAACAUUUAGAAUAGUCAUAGCACUAAUGCAAAUUAGUAAGGGUAGUGAAACUAUACAUAACUGUUUUAAACCUCUGCAAUUUUUUAAUGAUGCUUAUUUGAUGCCGCAUUUAGAUGGAUAGGUUUCUUCAGGAGCAGGUCAGAGUGCAUGUUAUAUCUGGUAAAAAGUCAGGAAUGUGCUUCAUUGGUGUAACAGUGUACCUAAGGAUUCAAGUAUGCAAUAUUGCAUGGUCCUGGCUGGACUGAAAGAGUGCAUGAUGGCAGUGAGUGACAGUUUUUGCAUGGUUGCAGUCCAGUCUUGUUUUUGCUUCGCAUGAACUGUUCAGAGGUUCACUAUAAUACAUAUUAGUCUCCUUGUUUGACAGCUUGCACUGUAUUGCAUUUUGGUUAAUCAAGUCAAGCUCUGUUUCUCAAGUGUUUUAAGCAUCAGAAGCAUGUACAAUAAAUGUAUGCUCUACCUGUUACAUUUACUUCUGAUGUAAAUUUUACCUGCGAAAUUGGCAUUGCUACAGUUUCCUUGGAAAUUUUCAAAUAAAAAGUCAUGACUACUU